Molecule: messenger RNA, 1162 nt
Organism: Ipomoea triloba (trilobed morning glory)
Lineage: Eukaryota; Viridiplantae; Streptophyta; Magnoliopsida; Solanales; Convolvulaceae
Product: WAT1-related protein At3g30340-like
Exons: 6
Coding region: 1-1050 (349 amino acids)
Cellular component (GO): plasma membrane
Molecular function (GO): transmembrane transporter activity
Source: RefSeq, a predicted model, not a curated record
AUGAAUUGUCUUAAUACUUGGAAGCCAGGUGCAGCCAUGAUUGCUGUUAGCUUUGCUUUCGCUGUUGCAAACACUCUGUUCAAGAUGGUUCUUAACAGAGGAGUGAAUCAGUUGGUUUUAACCACAUAUAGGCAAUCAAUCUCUGCAAUCUUCUUAGCUCCCAUUGCCUGCUGUAUAGAAAGGAAAAGCUACAAAAAGUUGACAGCUUUCACAUUGUGUGCUCUAUUUUUCAGUGGAUUGAUUGGGGGGGCACUAACGCUUAAUCUCUUCCUAAUUGGGCUUAAGUAUACAUCAACUUCAUUUGCUUGUGCUUUCCUCAAUGUUGUGCCCAUAAACACAUUCUUGAUGGCACUCCUAUUCCGGCAGGAGAGAAUAAACAUGAAGUGCAAGAGUGGGAAAGCUAAGGUCUUAGGAACACUAAUAUGUCUAAUUGGAACCAUAGUACUAACACUCUACAAAGGGAAGCCAUUGACAAACAAUAAUGCCUCAUCAAAAGGAGUUGAAGCACACCAUAACACCAAAAGUUGGGUUAUAGGUUCAUUAUUUCUCUUUGCUGGAAGCUUGGCAUGGUCUUCUUGGUUCAUCAUUCAGGGUCGGGUCGGGUCGGAUUAUCCAUAUCAGUAUUCCAGUACAUCUAUCAUGUCCUUCUUUGGUGCCAUUCAAUCAGCUAUCUUUUGCUUUAUCAUUGAUAGAAACAAUUCCAUUUGGAGAUUGAAAGGGAGUUUGGAAAUUUGGACAGUUAUAUUCUCUGGAAUUGUGGGGUCCAGCAUAUGUUAUGUUGUGAUGUCUUGGUGUGUGAAGCAAAAAGGACCUGUUUUCACCUCAGCAUUUAGUCCCUUCAUUCAGAUUUUCGCUAUUGUGCUUAAUGUCUCUAUACUCCAUGAACAAAUUCACCUUGGAAGCAUUUUAGGAUCCAUUUUGGUAAUUGUUGGGCUAUAUACUCUUCUUUGGGGUAAAAGCAAAGAAGCAGAAGUUUGCAAGACUGCGCCUACACCAAACAAGGAUGCACAAACUGUAUUACCUGUUACUAAUACUCCAUCUCACACCUAAAUGGUCACAAAAAAAAAAAAUUAAUAAAUAGAUAGUAUCAAAUGUGUACUUUGUACUUGAUACUUUUGUAUCAUCUAAAAGACUUAUAAGAAUAAAUGCAUUCCAAUACUUU